Messenger RNA from Xenia sp. Carnegie-2017, 522 nucleotides. Its product is annotated as inner centromere protein-like. NCBI's taxonomy places the organism in Eukaryota, Metazoa, Cnidaria, Anthozoa, Malacalcyonacea, Xeniidae. Gene Ontology annotation, cellular component: meiotic spindle midzone; midbody; nucleus. Gene Ontology annotation, molecular function: protein serine/threonine kinase activator activity. The transcript is spliced from 3 exons. Gene Ontology annotation, biological process: metaphase chromosome alignment; mitotic cytokinesis; meiotic spindle midzone assembly. The record is from RefSeq and is a predicted model, not a curated record. The coding region runs from base 1 to 522 and encodes 173 amino acids.
AUGGCUACAGGGGAUAAAGAACAAGAUGAAAAGGAAAAACGAUUGAUUCAAACAGUCAAGGAGAAAUUGGAAGAGGAGAGGAGGUUAAAACAAGAUAAACUUCAGAUGGAAGAAAGAGAGAGGCAAGAACAAGAAGAGCAAAGGAAACGAGAGGUGCAGAGAAUGGCUGCUCUUCGAGCACAACAAGAUGCCCAAUCUUAUCUCAUGACACCUCCGCCUGCACAAACCCGCCGGCCUGCAACUGACGAGAACUACGACAUCAGCGACUUACGUAGUGACGAAUCGACAGACGACGAAGGCGCUCCUCGUAAGAAGGUCCCAAGCUGGGCUCAGGGAAUUACCUUGAAGUCUGCCUUACUACGCCAAGAAGAACCGCGAAAAGUUUUCGAGGCGCUCAUUUCAGGCUUCGUACCCCACGCUCCAGAUCUGGAUAAGAUAUUCGUGAAGAAACGAAAACGCUUCUAUCAGCGAACGAGCUCGGCUCAUUGGGGCACCCCACCUUUGAGAUCAACUUGUUCGUAG